This is a messenger RNA of Motacilla alba alba, 3687 nucleotides long. RefSeq names its product keratin, type II cytoskeletal 5-like. Gene Ontology annotation, cellular component: keratin filament. The transcript has 9 exons. NCBI's taxonomy places the organism in Eukaryota, Metazoa, Chordata, Aves, Passeriformes, Motacillidae. Gene Ontology annotation, molecular function: structural constituent of skin epidermis. The record is from RefSeq and is a predicted model, not a curated record. Gene Ontology annotation, biological process: keratinization; intermediate filament organization. The coding region runs from base 89 to 2188 and encodes 699 amino acids.
CUGGGGGAUAAAAGGGGCACCCGUAUUCCCGUUCCUCAGAGAGCUGCGGAGUCUCUCUGGCUGUGCGGGGCCCUUCUCUGCUGCCGCAAUGAACCGGACGCUCAGCAUGAGGGCAGGAGGGGGAGGCCGAUCCUACAGCGCUGCCUCGGCCAUAAUUCCAAGCAGCAACAGGGCUGGCUUUAGCUCUGUGUCUGUGGCACGAUCAGGAGGAGGAGGCGGCUUUGGGAGGCUCGCUGGAGGAGGUGGUGGCGGCAUUUCUGGUGGAGGUUUUGGCAGCAGGAGCCUCUACAACCUUGGUGGUAGCAAGAGGAUUUCCAUCGGGGUUGGAAGCAGCUUCCGAGCUGCUUUUGGAAGUGGAGCUGCUGGUGGCUCUGGCCUGGGAGGUGGCGGCGGAGGGGGUGGCUGUGGGCUUGGCAGUGGUGGAGCUGGUGGUGGGCUUGGGCUGGGGCUUGGUGGUGGAGGAGGUGGAUUUGGCUUUGGUGGAGGUGCUGGUGGUCUUGGCUAUGGUGGGGGCCAUGGAGGUGGUGGAGGGUUUGGCUUUGGUGGACUGGGGGGGCUGGGAGGAUUCCCUGCAGGGCUGGGUGGUGGCAGGAACCCCACGGGAUUUUCUGGUGGCCCGUCUGGAGUGGGUACAAUCCAAGAAGUGACUGUAAACCAGAGUCUCCUGGCACCACUGAACCUGGAGAUAGAUCCAAACAUCCAACAGGUGCGGAAAGAUGAGAAGGAGCAAAUCAAGACCCUCAACAACAAAUUUGCUUCUUUCAUUGACAAGGUUCGCUUCCUGGAGCAGCAGAACAAGGUGCUGGAGACCAAAUGGACCCUUCUGCAGGAGCAGGGCCAAAAAAACAAUUCCAGCAAGAGCAACCUGGACCCGCUGUUCGAGGCCUACAUCAACAACCUGCGGCGGCAGCUGGCCAACCUGCUCAACGAGCGGGGACGCAUGGAUGGGGAGCUGAAGAACAUGCAGGACCUCGUGGAGGACUUCAAAAACAAAUAUGAAGAGGAAAUCAACCGGCGCACGGCGGCAGAGAACGAAUUUGUGGUGCUCAAGAAGGACGUGGAUGCUGCUUACAUGAACAAGGUGGAGCUAGAGGCCAAGGUGGACGCCCUGAGUGAUGAACUCAAUUUCCUUCGAGCCCUCUAUGAGGCGGAGCUGGCCCAGCUCAGCGCCCAAAUGUCCGACACCGCUGUCAUCCUGUCCAUGGAUAACAACCGGGACCUGGACCUGAGCAGCAUCAUUGCUGAAGUCAAAGCUCAGUAUGAGGACAUCGCCAACCGGAGCCGCGCUGAGGCCGAGGCUUGGUACCAAACCAAGUUUGAGGAGCUGCAGGCCACGGCUGGGAAACACGGUGAUGACCUGCGCAACACAAAGGGUGAAAUCUCAGAGCUCAACCGGCUCAUCCAGAGGAUCCGCUCGGAGAUAGAGAACACGAGGAACCAGUGUGCCACCCUGCAGACGGCCAUUGGAGACUCAGAGGAGCGCGGGGAGAUGGCCCUCAAGGACGCCAAGGCAAAGAUGAUUGACCUGGAAGAUGCCCUGCAGAAAGCCAAGGCUGACAUGGCCCGGCAGCUCCGGGAGUACCAGGAGCUCAUGAACGUCAAGCUGGCCCUGGACAUCGAGAUCGCGACCUACAGGAAGCUGCUGGAGGGCGAGGAGAGCAGGCUCAGUGGGGAGGGACUGAACCCCAUCGGCUACUUCAUCAGCUCCAGCUCUGGCAUUGCUGGUGGAGCUGGCUUAGGAGGAGGAUUUGGUGGACUGAGCCUGAGCGGAGGAGGCGGCGGAAGUGGUUUUGGCCUUGGAGGAGGAGGUGGAAGCAGCUUUGGUCUUGGAGGAGGUGUUGGAAAUGGUUUUGGCCUUGGAGGAGGCGGCGGGAGCAGUUUCGGUCUUGGAGCUGGUGGUGGAGGAGGAGGAGGAGGAGGAAGCUACAGUUUUGGAAGCGGAGGAGGACUUGGACUCGGGGCUGGAGGUGGUCUUGGAGGUGGAUUUGGAGGAGGGAGUGGUCUGGGCACUGCUGGCAGCUACAGCCAUGCCGGGGGUGGCAGCAGCGCCCUGAGCACCAGUGGAGGGAAUUUCAGCUCUGGAAGUGCAAAAGGCACCAACCCAGGUGUGAAAAUCGUCUCCAAAACCUCCUCCAGCAAAAAGAGCAUCAAAAGCCAAAGCCUGAAGAAUGCCACAGAGCCUGAGUAAAGCCAAGCCCAGACCCUCCUCUGUUCCUUCUGCCCACCGUUCUCCCCCACCUCCACCCUUCCAGCUGCCCCUGCCUUGUUCCUGCUCUGUAGUUCUCACACAUUUGGAUCUCGGGUCAAGAAAAGCAGUGGAACACACAGAAACCAGAGCUCUUCAAGUGCCUGGAACAGGAGUUAAAGGAAAACACGGGCCUAAGUGAUUGUUCUGAAUGGGGAAUUGGUUUGGUUUUCCAAUUGUGUUUACUAAGGCCAAGAGUUUGUGAUUGUGGCCACCCACAGCUAUCAGCUAAAACAGAGCAAAUAGCAGGGAAAGUUUUAGCUCAGUUCUGGCUUCUUCAUCCCAGAAACCCAGGGAUGGGCUGGGAAUGUGUGUUUAGCUCACCCUGCUUUGUCUUCACUGCUGGAAUGAGCCCAACUUGCUCCUUCACAAGAGAAGCUCAUCUGCAUCAGAGGUCUGGGUUAUUUUUCUGCUGUCUAGAAAUACCCCUGGAGGCUACUCAAAGAUCCCAGGCAGUGGCUUGCAAUGUCCCUCUUAACAUUUUCUUCAUCCUGAGUCACUCUGGUGAGAUGGAAAAUCCCUCUUUCCUCCAUUCACAGCCAAGUUUUGAAAGAUACGAUUCUUCCAGAUAUUGUCAAGUUUUGCUGCUGAGUCAGCUCAGGCACUUGAGCCUGACCAGGGAUUCGGAGCGCUAAUGUUGGAGCAGCAACCUGAGAUCCCUCCACCCACAGAUGAGAACUCAGUGUGCCAUGAGCUUAUCAAAAACCUUUUCCCAAAUCACUCUCCCAUUCCUGUCCUUUCUCUUCUUAAAUGAGUUUGCCCACAGUGGCCCUUACGUGUAACUUUGAGAGUGGUUUUUGUCAGAGGAUUCACCAGUGAUUGAUCCCGAACCUAUGAAAAAGGGCUUGCUUUCUAAAUUAUAGGAUUUUUAAAUUCUAAAUAAUGUCUGACACAGUGAGUCCUUCAAAAGCAUGACCUCUGCUUGCUGUUAAAUGGGAUUUCUGUCCUGUCCCAUGCAAGGUUUUGAUGGAAUGUCUUCAAAUAUUCCCAAAUCCUCCAGCAAUCCAGGUCUUGCUGUCUUUCCCCAUGGCCUUGGUCUCAGCAGGUGGGGAAAGUCUGAGACUGCAAAAAUCAGGCUGGAAAAGCUGCCUGAAGGGCCAUGUCCACAGCUCCUGGGGGAAUUCCAGCAUCUCUUCUCUGUGUGGGUUCCUCUGCCAAAAGAAAGACCUUUGGGAAACUGGGAAGUACAGCAGGUUCCAGCCCAGUGUGUGGGAAACGAGGCAGUCAAGAGCAGGAUCCCAAAGGAACUCCAGCAUCCCAAAUCUAUUUUCCCCUUGUCUGGUGGAAUUUACCCCUCUAGCCUUCCACUGUGUUUUUAUUUUUGGAAAGCACCAUUAAAAAGAAAAUUGCAGCUUUUUGUACUUCCAUAUUAGUGAUGUGGCUCUGUGUUUCCCUUCCUCCCUCGGUUUGGAAUAUGUCCAAUAAAACCAGAUUGUAAUGUA